AUGGCAAGUAACGGACGAAGGUGUAUGGUUCCGGCAAAUUCGUGCAUAACCGGUGCAUGGAGAGGGAUUGUGGACGAACCCCACUAUUUUUUCACAGAGGCUAAUCCCUUCCGUCGCUCAUCUGGAAGAGAGAACUAUCUGCGCUUCCUCAAUAGCAAUGUGGAAUAUAGCUUCGAACGGGGGAAUUUAUUUAGGGCGGAAGCUUUUACUAAGGCUGUGAGCAGUGCCAAGGAGAUCAAUUAUGUUGCAGCGAACUGCCAACUGCUGAUAACUCCUCUGGACGAAAGUGGAGAAAUCUGUCGGAAUCCGGAUGUGCAAGUGCCAUGGUCAGAUGUUUUAAUGGUGAGGUGUUACCAAACGGAGGAGUCUGUGUGUCCCAUAUGCUUGGAUGCGCCAGUUUUACCACGUAUGGGACCAUGCGGACACGUCUACUGUUAUCUUUGUGUCAGUUGUUAUAUUGCUUUUGAGAACGAUACCUCCUGCAAACAAUGCGCUGUUUGUGGGGUUCAGUUAAGAACCAAUGAUUUGAGAAGGGUUCGUAUUUUCCCGUCUCGUGUUCCAAAGGUCGGCGAUAUGGUUCGGUUGGAACUUAUGCGUCGCCGCAAGAGGUCCAUUUUCCCGACGGUCGCGAGUGAAAUGCAAGGAGAUUGGAGAAGCGGCGGUCGUGAGGCUGACGUUGCCGCGAGAUUUUUAUCCCGCUUGGCAGUGGCAAAACGGGAAGAUAUAAGUGAGCUUGUAGAUGGGGAUAUAGCCACAAUGGAGGCCAUUCUGGCAGAAGGCCAAUCGGAGGAGGUAGAUGAACAAAGGUUCCUCAUUGCAAAGAGAAUUUUGCGUAAACUUAAGGCAGAAAAGAAGGUCAUGGAAGAUGUCAUGAUCUCCACAAGCGAUGAGGCUUCGUCUGUCCCAGAAGACACUACAGCUGAGGACUACUUCUUUUACUACCAAGAAGUCAGUGGCCAUGACGUCUACCUUCACAGCAUGAACUGGCGAUGUCUUGUGGAAGAUUUUGGUGUCUCUAACUUACCCCAAGAAAUUAGGGGCAAGGUUGUCGAAGUUGAGACUUACACCAUGAGUUCGACAUUGCGCAGUCGGUAUCGCCAUCUGAGACACCUGCCUUUGGGGCGUACGUUUCGUCUGAUAGAGAUUGAAUUCGAGAGUCCGAUUAUCAGUGCAGAGACCCUUCUUCUGGUGUCAGACAUACUUGCCAUGCGACAGCGCCGAAGAGAGCAAAAAGAAGCUCGUGAAAGGAGUCUAACGCGCGCCAAAGAGGAAGCUGAAGACCUGCUUCUGUCAGUGCCUGCUGAAUCGCGACCGUUCAUUCGUACGUCGUGGACACAAGUGGUUCCCACAGACGAGGACUUUGUUCCUCUGGACGUUGCCAUGGCGGAGGUGUUGUCGUCAAGUCGAUGUCACUCAAGUCCUGUUCUGCCAUCACUACUGCCAUCUUUCAUCUCCUCGGCUGGUCUAUCAUCUGGGACUGUGGUGGCUAGUGGCGCCUGCGUUGACGGAAUGGAAUCCCCUGAAAAGGUGAAAACGACCUCCUCUUGGCUCGAUGUAGCCUCCAGAGGUCAGGGCGUUGGAAGUGGUACCAUCACUGCUGCUGCUGCCACCACCUCUAAUGCCACUGCUGCUGCCAACUGCUCUGUGUGGUCCUUGUCACAGGCCUCAUCAUGCACAGCAGAUUCCUCUGUGUUUGGCCAUGACUCGUCUAGCGCCGUCCCUGCGAAUGCACAAGAAGCGGUGUCUGUAUCGAGGUCGAGACGGAAGAAGGGUCGUGCGAAGCACGCCGAACACCGAUUGCGAUGGAAGCGCCUUCUGACCUCCAGCUUGGAUGCAGCAGUCACUGCAAAUGUGAUGUUUAUAAUGGAGUUGAUUGGUGGCUAUUUGGAAGGCAUUACGUGUGAAAGAAGAAGGAGAAGAGGUGGUGUGGAUGCAAGUGAGAUGGAAGUGGAGGACGAGAUGGAGGGCGAAGUGGAAGAAGUGCCUGUGAAAUUGAAGGACCGCCUAACUCAGAAGACGAUACUCUGGAUGGGUGAAUUGAACUCUCCUCUUUUGGAUCUGUAUUCCUUAUCAAUAUGCGAUCUGGAGGACGAAAAUCCUUUGUUUCAAAAUAUCAAUGAAUCGUUUUUGCACCUGAAAAAGUUGCUGGCGUUCAAUUCUGUGGAUGAUCUGCGAACAUUUUUUCGGUCUGAGGACUUUGGGACUGUUGAAGAUGUUUCCACAUUCUGCGGUCGAAUCAACUGCUGUCCAGUUUCACAAAGGCUGUUUAAACGUUUUAUGAAACGUGGUCCCUCACUUCAAUGCAUCAGUGCGUUUUAUUUGUCACUAAACGAGGAGAUACCUGGUGGUCUGGAAAAUAUAUUGAAACUGCCGGAUAACUUAGCUCUAAUGGUUUUAUCCGUAGGUGCUCUCGAAAGUGUUAACGUUGUCCAUGAUUUCCUUGCGGAUUUACGCGUAUUUGAGGCCUUAUACGAAUCGAUCAGGGACGAACAGCAGUUUAUCUACUCAUGGAUGCAACACACACUGAUCUCUGAUAGCGAUGAAGAUCCACCUUGGCAACAGCACUCAAUAUCUGAUCGAAUGGUUGAAAAUGUUCAAGACGCUCUACGAAUCUGCUCCAAGGAGUUUCUCUCAUUUCUCUCCACUGUCAAACUUUGUGUGAAAGUAAGCAAAUUUUUCUACGAUGCCUCAGAAUUUGUCCACGCGUUUCGCGCCUCCUACGCUACCUUCAAGUCCGUCCAUGCUUUUUCUCUCGCCAAUUCGGAUCUCGAAGCUACUAGCAUUCGUUGGGAGUAUGAGACUCUCUGCGUUAUGCUGCAAUCAAUGAAUGCCUACGCCAUGUAUCUGGAUCCGGAUCACCGGGAUAUUCUCUACAAGAUAGCACCACAGGUCCUUCUGCGGGUAAAUCGGUUAGGAUUAAGUGUUGCCUCAGACAGCGCUACUGAGGCGCAGCUGCUGACUUCGCUUCCACGAGGCGACAACAACUCGGGCUUUCGGCGUGGCCUUUCAACCCUCUCAUUUUCACCAGGAACAAUGGCGAGGAUCAUCUACCAUGCACCUGACCCCUCGGCUGGCGAUUCCCCCUCUGCAUCCUGUUCGGCGCGGCGAACUCAAUCCGAGGUGUGUAGCAAGAAGUCCGAGGCCAUAGAGAGUGUCGACACCCUCUCUGUCGGUGCCCUGAACCUGGAGAGGAGGCAGGAGGAGGAUUGUGAGCAGGGCCUUAUACCUCCGAUGGAAGUGCAAGUUGAGGAUGAAAACGAAGGUGAUGAUACCGAGUUAACGCAGUUUUUGUCUCUACCACUCACUACCACCACUAGUGGUAGUGACUCUCCACCUCGUCAGCCCAUCUGCAUGGCUUUUGGACUCGCGGAAUUGGGUACCUUCUACUAUGCCCUCUGCAACUACCGCCUCGCCUUUCGUUUUGCUAUGUUGGCACUGGAGCAGAUUAGAAUGGUGCCGUGUACAUCCCGUGUGGUGAUUCAGGUGCUGCGAUUAGCCUGUCGCAUCUGCAUCAUUCAGAGGAAGUAUGCUCUCGGUGUGAGGCUUAUCAAGUGGCUGGCAAAGUUCACCAGGGAAAAGUUGGGCUCUCACAACCUCCUCUAUGCCAAUAUCCUCCUUGACUACGGCUGCCUCCUUCUUAACACUGAUAAUACCACAAAAGCUGCUGAACUCUAUCGAAUCGGACUGGCAAUGGUGGCGGACUGUUUGCCUGGCUUGAGCAUGGCGGCGUCAUUGGCUUUGGAGGACUUGGCCUAUGCCUACUACGUGCUAGAGUACACCUCGGGCGAGUUCGACUUCGCUUUGAACUGCGCGGAUAGGGCUAUUGAUAUGCUGAGACGGCUCAGACACCAGUACUGCAUGCAGUGCGCCUCUGCUAAUCGUGUCAAAGCUCUCAUCUUGGAGGAGAUUGCAAUUGACGACGGCAAUCCCGAGGUGAUGCACGCGAAACUAAUGGACGCCAGGAAUCUGCAUUUACUCUCACUGGAUUUAUGUGAAAGGACUUUCGGUGUGUGGAAUAUUCAAACAGCCAAACACUUUGGUAAUCUUGGUCGUCUUUUUCAAUCCCUGGAACACAACCAGACUGCGGAAGAAAUGCAUUUGAAGGCCAUUAUGAUCAAGGAGCGUCUUCUGGGUCCAGAUGACUUUGAAGUAGGUCUCAGUAUCGGCCAUCUGGCUAGCCUCUAUAACUACCAUAUGAAUAUGUAUGAUAAAGCAGAGGAACUCUACCUUCGCUCCAUUCAGAUCAGUUUGGAUCUCUUCGGUCCCGGCUACAGUGGCUUGGAGUACGACUACCGGGGUCUGCAGCGUGUCUACCGCAAGACGAACAAUGCACAGAAGUUGGCGGAGUACAGUCGUUUGUUCGACGAGUGGAUGGAGCACAGGUUGGAACACCACAUGCCAGAAUUUAUGCAUUUCCUCGCCAGCAACGAGACGGAACACUUUGAACCGAAUCCACCGGAAGGCACUUCUUUGGAACAGUUAGUGGUAGACUUCCACGGCGAAUUUGACUCCAGACUGGGCAUUGCAGCGGUGCAGAGUGGUGUAGAGACAGUGGAAGUGAUUGGCAGAACUGUCACUCCGACAUUGGAGGGCGAGGCGAGUCGUUCUACGGGAAAAAAGUCUCGCUAUCCCGCCAUCACUGCUUUUGAAAUGUUUAAAUUUUUGAGAUACUUUCACCGAAAAGAGCGUGUCAACACCAACACCUCAGCAUUAGCUGACGCACAAGGUAACAUUGAGAAGGAGAAAUUCUACCGUCAGCGACGCAAUACCGCGCGUAUGCGUAUGCGUCUCCUACGAUGGAUUGUGUGGAUGGAUUUUGCGGGCACUACUACACUUCAUGGACCGGCUCACCUCUCCACCACUCGGGGCAAAACUCGCAUCUACUAUGCUUUGGUAGUGACCCUUUGUUCCAUUCUCUUCAUUUUUCAUACCGCCCACCUUAUUCGUCACUUUCGAGCCUAUCCCAUUCUCACCGCCAUUAAGUACGAUAACAUGGAUUUUCGUUAUCCGGACAUCACACUGUGUCCACACAGUCCCUUUACUGACGCUCAAUUGUUCGCAGAUAAUGAGACUUCUGCACUAAUAGAACGAGUCUAUGCCAUGGCCAAGGAGAAGUGGUGGCGAAAUCCCGAUGUUCUCAACAUGUCACCCAAUGCCUUUGUUAAACGAAGCCUUCUUGGACAGUUCUAUCGAAAUUCCUUAAAAAUUGGGAAAAGACUAUUUGAUCAUGUCAUUUUUUGCGAGUUGAAUGGAGUAGACUGUCUGGACCAAUUCCUAGUGACUGAGCAUCCAGUGUAUUACCGAUGUUUCACAUUGCGUAUCAAGCAAAAUCCACCAUUUCCAGCUGGACCGACACAUGGAGUGCAAAUUGUGUUGCAUCGAGGUCCAAGGAAUGCUCAACCACUGUUGGUUUUGGACGAAAGUGAACCCUUCCUUGUGCAGUCAAAUGUGGCACCACUUAACAAGAGUAGUCUGCGUCCUAAUGCCUCGCGGGUAACCGCUGCUCUGCCUAAAGAUGGCUUUUAUGUGGUUUUCCAUGAGUACAAGACCUUUCCAAAUUAUCCUCUACAGAAUCUGGCUAAUGGACUAACCCUGCGUUACGGUCGAUUCACAAGGAUCGGGUUAUCGUCUAUGGACUUGAAUUCAAUCAACCUUAAGAGGCGUCCCUGUUUAUUCUCUGAAAGCAUUCCAAAAAUUCAACUAUCCAGGCAUGAUCGCAUGUCGGACAGUAAUUUUAAAUCAGAUAAACCUAAGGAGGAUGAAACCCUAUCAGAGUUCGAGUACACUCAACAAUCGUGUCUGGCAAACUUUCGACAACUUUUGACCAAAGAAGAGUGUGGGUGUUUCUCUGACGCCUAUUCCAUUCCCUACAGCGCACGACAUGUGGGGCUAAAAUAUUGUCUUGAUGUGGAACAGAGCUCCAGCAAUGUUGUCAAGAUGCCCGAAAUUAUUGCCUGUGUUCAUAAAGUGGAAAAUAUGACAGACGCUGAGAUUGCAAAAGCAGUGAUACCCACGAUUCCCGGUGAUGGUAUGAAGGGAUGUCCACUGCGCUGUGAUCAGCGCGACUUUCAUAUUCAUCUGCACUACACCUCUGACCUGAAGCAAGACUUUGAUCCGGAGAGAUUCAUAACUUACUUUGAACGUGUUCAACUUCUGGGUAAGAAUAACAGCUUCACACCACACAUACAAUUGGAUGGUGCAAAGAUUAAUGCUACAGAGCUCAUUGUUUUGGACAUUAGUCCUAUAUCGGAGGGCGUGAGCCAGAUAGUAGAAGACCGCGCAUACACGGUAAUUCAAUUUCUAAGUGAACUGGGUGGUGUUUCGGGCUUGUAUGUUGGCAUAACGCUCUACACUUUAGCGGAGUUAUUUGAUCUCACGGUGCGCUUCCUCAUGCUCUUUGUUCCCUAUAUUUGGUACCAAUUUCGUUAUAAAAGGCAAAAGAAGCAUAAUAAAAGCUUUCAAGACCUGAUGGAACAGAUCGAAAAGGAGCCUGAGGAUACAUCGGCUGUGGAGCGUUUUGAGGCUUUGAUGUCGCAAUGGCGCUCUGAGCGGAACCAAGCAGGAUAUAUCCCCGUGGAAAUACUAACUCAACUAGCUGGGCUCUUUGAGGAGCAAAUCAACAUUUACUACCAUGCCGAUCCAGAUCCAUUGGAUGAUAGACAUCCGCUACGCGCGCAAAGUAAAUGCGAAUUCGGACUUCUGCUGCGUCUUAUUUCCGCCCACGAUACCUUUUUCAAUCGUCUCACAGAAUAUCUCUGCUGCAGCGAUGAUCCCCACAACUCCACUGUUCGAGCUGCAGCCCGUCUGCUUUGUUGCAUCCAGCUCGGUGUCACUAUCUCAGUAACAGUCUCCGAGACGGACAGUACAGUGAAUUCCCUCUACAAAUUCGCCUUCAGUAAUGCGGAACCAACUAACUGCUAUGCUCUUCUCAUCCUUGGUUCAAUUCUUGACAAUGCAGAACUUUUGUAUGUCACUAAACAGCGAAAUAUUGAGUUGGUGUCCGUGGUCCUUGAGCGAAUGUCAACCUACACGGCAGCACUCGAUCAGGACAUUGCUGAACAUCCUACCCCAAACAAUGAUGAUUUUAGCCGUCGAUUGGGUUCCUUCUGUUUAGAGCCGCUCAAUUGGGAAACCAAACUGCGGCUCUGUAUGACUUACCUUACCUCUUUAGCGGAGUAUCAAGAUAUGAUGCCCUUCAUGUACGAUGGAGGCGUGCUGAAAUACGUCUACCUCUUCUUAGAGCCGAAAUACUCAUCGCGUGACAUACGUCUCACCUUCGAGGCACUUCGUCUACUGGCCAAUCUCCUCUGUCAUCGGUGCAUUCACCUGGACUUUGUCGAGUCGCAGGGGUUGGAACUGUUGAUGAAGGUGCCUAGACCCUCAGUCGCUGCUACUGCUGUCGGUGUAGUGAUGUACUACACCUCGUACUUUGAAGACGCCAUGGAAAGGAUGUGCACCCUGCGGCCGAAGCUAUUGGAGGAUCUGAUGUCGUACGCCCUGUGGCUAGUGGAGUGCUCGCAUCCCUCGGCGCGCUGUUAUGCCCUCUACUUUCUCAACAUCGCCCUCUGCUACGGUGCCUUUUUCCGCAUCUUCACCGCACGCAACGGUCUGCGCUACCUUUUCAAUGCUCUCUGCGUACUGCCAAUCCGUUUGACAGAAGACCAAACCAACGUGCAGAAGGACACGGCCUCGUGGCAUGUGGUGCGUGCCAGUCUUCUCACUAUACGACGCUACUUGGACAUUAGCCUCCUCCGUUGGAUCGAUUCCCUCGACCCCUCCCUCGCCGGGGUCUUUGAUGAGCCACCCAAAUUGGUCCUAGCUGCUGGUAAUAGGUUGAUCAGCUAUACUACGGAGCAGAUGAACCGCCUCAUCUCCCUAGUGGUCUCACGUAUGCGUCCCUCCACCACCUUCUCGCCCAUCCUGGAGCUCCACAAUUUAGGUGCUAUUCCAGUGCUCUACCGCAUAAUUGCUCGCAACGCCUAUGCCCACGCCAACUGGCCGGGGCGUAACGAGUGCACUCGGCUAGCAGUGGACAUCCUUAACGUCAUGUGUCUAUCUGCCGACUUGGCUGAGGAGAUUGUGGCCACUGACGUCUACUCUUUUCCCGGUGGUAUCACCUUCUCUGGCAUCUCUCCCCUGCGUAUCUUCCGUUCGCCCCGACGUAGAGGUCGGAACUUUGUGGAAAUUAUCGCCGAGACUAAUUAUGACGAUGAUGAUGAGGAUCGGGAUGACGAGAACCCUGCUGGCGGCGGUGAGGGAAACGUCGGAAUCAAUGAGGCGGAGGAGGACGAUGAUGAGAUGCAAGUUGUGGUAGGCAGUGGACUCCAUUUGCGUCCCAGUCUUCAUCGAGGCACAGCAGAGCUAGCGAAUUCAAACUCUACACCACCGUGGAGGAAUAACAACGGCGACAAUAACCCUUCAAGGAGAGGAUUGGGCCAUGGUCGACGAUCUGCUCCUCCUCCUGGAAAUUCUCGUCGGGAUAUUGAUCGCCUAGCCGAUGAGCCGUCUUCUGAGGAUCAUGUCAAUGGACUUCUCAUGUUGAUCACGCUGAUCCGCGAUGACGAAGGUUGGGAUGUGGCGGUGCAGAAGGCCAUCCUCUCCUUCAUCGGCACCCUCGUCUACCGUCCCAUUGACGAGCGUGAGCAUCCCGACCAACCGGUUCUUGCAGGCAGUGUAAUGCCUCCAAACACAUACCCCGCCUGUCUCGAUGACAGCACCUUUGCUACACCCAAGAAUCGCCUUUUUCCAUCUGGUGUCCUGAGUCGCGGUAGCAGCUCUCGAAAGCGGAGACUGGAUGAAAUUCUUUCCCCUGGUGAGGACUCAUUUUCCCUUGUCUCGCAUUGCAAAAGUCUCGCCCUCGCCACUCCCGACAGCUCGCGUCCACAACGUUAUUCGCAUGGUAAACCUUCGGGCACCCCGAAUCCAUCUGUCUCUACCCCUCCGGUCCUUCUGCGACAGCAGAUGCGUCUUUGGUGCGCCGUGCGUCGACAGCAUGGGUUGAUGUUUUUGCUGCACCAGUUGGACGUCACUCAGCCCAUCUCGGAGGCGGAUAGCAUACGGACUCUCGCCUGUCGUGGACUUGUGGGAAUGGCACGCAGUGAAGAGGUGCGAUCGAUGCUCGCGAAGUUGCCUCUGUUCACUAAAUCGCAGCUACAGCUGCUGAUGAAGGAGCCUAUCCUGCCAGACAGGAUGGUGGAACACGCGGAGUUUUGUCGCUAUGCCACCCUCCUCAUGCGACUUGUGUUGGGCAGCCUCUCCGAUGGCAGUCUCACCGACGGUGACAUGUCUAUGGACCGGGUGCGUCGUGCCGUCAUUGUUGCGCGCACACGCAUCCAGUGGGACCAUGAGGAGCUGCUGGAACUCAUCUGGCGUCAUCUUCAGGCCAAAGGUCUGCAUAAGUCGGCAGCGAUUCUGCAACAGGAGGCGCGUCUUCGACUGGGCAACUCGUUGCCACAUCAACUGCCGUUAUUCGGCCAUGACGGCGACUCCGAUUCGGAGCCUCCCACACCCCCUACCCUCGCCAAUACCAUCACCACCACCACCAGCAGCAACAUCGACGUUAGUACACCAACCCUGAAGGUCAACAAGAUCAAACCUCUCACCAACUCUUCUCCCAGUGUGUCCAAGACCUUCAGAGACCGACUGGAACGAACCCCCUCCCAUAAGCAACAGCUACAGCUGUCUCAAACCAGCUGUGUCAUGAUGUCUGGUGGUAGUGGCGGCAAUAGCGUCACCGCCACUCCCAUCACAGGCAGCGUUGGUGUUGGUGGCAGCAACACUACCGGGGAGUCAAGCGAGAUGACCCUGUCUAAGAUUGUGGAAUCCUUCCUCAUGCAUCAGCAUGCCCAGUGUCCCUACCCCGUCUCCGUGUGCCCCCGCUUCUCCCUUCACCAUCCACAUCGUUGCCCCGAGCCUCGGAUUGAUACGUGGCUCGGUCCCAUCGUCGGCGUUCCUAGUCUAGUGGCGGCACGCGAAUCUUUUGCUGGGUGUCAUCACAUGCGCUGCGCCCCACGUCGUUUUAUCCGUCGUUUCAUUCACAGUCGCUUCAUGCCCAUCUUCACCGUGCGUGAUCUGGAUAAUGACCUCUACACGGCGGCCGCAUUUGGGCGAGGCGUCGAAAUGGGUGAAGGCGACGACGGUCUCUUUCUGGGCACCUCCACUGGCUCGGUGUGUUGGGUAAACGUGGAGGAGGCGACAUUACCAGUAGAGCUGUUCCGUGCUCAGACCUCUCCUAUCUGUCGGUUAGAGCAUGCGCGUGACGGACGUCGGCUUCUGGUUUGUACAAAUUGGGGCGAACCGGCGCUUCUUGUGGCACGACUAGAACAGCGGAACACUGACUGUGGAAAUACCAACAGCGCUUCUGCUCCCUUCUACUCCAAUCCGGACAGACCUGUAUUUGCUGCUGAUUCUGGGAAAUACGCUGAAUUCAGUCGGACAGGGACACAAAGCAUGUUGGUCGCUACUGACGGAAAGAUAGCCAAAAUUUUCGAUCUGACAACAGGUCAGCGCGUCAUUGACCUCUUCUCUUCAGUGAAACAGAGCGACUACCUGAUGAACAAAGCCACUUUCUCCGUCGAUGAUCAUCUCGUAUUAAACGACGGUGUCGUAUGGGACAUCCGUUGUCCUGGUUCAGGUAGUACAACACGUCCAGUGCACAAAAUUGAUAAAUUUCAGGAUGUCGUCUCCGGGGUCUUUCAUCCAAAUGGCCUCGAAAUUGUGGUUGGAUCUGCGGUCUGGGAUAUGCGCACCUGGCGUCUCCUCCAUACGGUUCAAGCUCUGGACAAACUGGAAGUCACCUUCUCUGAAAACGCCGAGGUCAUUUAUGCCGGCAGUUUCGGCAUGGACUUCGACGAUCCAUUGGACGAGAUUGUUCAGAGUGGUCGAGUUGCCAUGCAGAGCAUGUUCCGUACAGUUGACGCCCUCGACUAUAGCCUCAUCGCCUCAGUAGACGUGAAGCAUCGCAUCGAACAACUGGCGGUGGAUAGGAGGGGUUUGCGCUUAGCACUGGUUGAAAAAUUUGGCGACAAAAAUGUCGAUGAACCCCUUAGUCAAUGUCGCGUCUAUUCCAUAGGACAGAAACGCUCCACUCGAGAGCUGGACACUGAGGAUGAUGAUGACGAGGAAGUGGAAGAUCGUCAUGACGACGAUGAUGAUGACGAUGACGCCGAUUAUGUUCACAUUCCUCUGUCCUCUUCUCCCACCUCGGUUGCCACGGAUGAAGAUGCGGAAGAUGAAGAGGAGGAGGAGACAAUGUCAGAGGGAAGUUCAGAAAGCAGCGAUGGUGGUUCAGAGUCCUCCUGGGAGACCGAGGAAGAAAUGGAAGUCUCCUCCUUCACUGAGGAAAAUUAA
This is a messenger RNA of Echinococcus granulosus, 11349 nucleotides long. RefSeq lists its product as hypothetical. NCBI's taxonomy places the organism in Eukaryota, Metazoa, Platyhelminthes, Cestoda, Cyclophyllidea, Taeniidae. Gene Ontology annotation, biological process: sodium ion transport; protein ubiquitination. Gene Ontology annotation, molecular function: protein binding; sodium channel activity. The record is from RefSeq and is a predicted model, not a curated record. The transcript has 46 exons. Gene Ontology annotation, cellular component: nucleus; membrane; Cul4-RING E3 ubiquitin ligase complex. The coding region runs from base 1 to 11349 and encodes 3782 amino acids.